AUGGACUGGCAUCGCAAUAUCACCGAGGACCCUCGGUCAGAUCCAGUUCACAGUUCAUAUUCCCAGGACAUACCGUCUUCUCCUCCAUCCAUAGUCUCUGAGGCUGGGACUCGACGAAAACCGAAGAGGCCCCCUCCAGUGACUCCACGCUCAUUCAAGAGGUUUUUCACACCUCGGUCGUCCCUCAAUGCCGCCGCAGUCAGUUUGAUGCCUGCCACUCGUCAGGCUCUACGGGAGCUUACCACGACAUCUUUGAAUCGGCGGGGCCCAGCAUUCACCAAGGCAAAGUCCUUGAAUGCACCCAAUACUGCAAGUCAUGGAAUUUUGAAAAGCCCAUUCACGGAAACUGCUAGGACUCCCAGUAGGAAGCGAAAGCUAUCCUUCUCUUCACCUGGCUCUUCCCCGCAGUCUUCUCCAAUUCGAAGAGUUCGCCUUGCCCCUCCUAUUGAAGAUGCUCACCUGGUCGAGAAGACGGUCAAUGAGAUUGAGAUCCCACCGGGCCCUGAAACAAUCCAUUCACCACAAAAGUCGAUUCAGAAGCAACUAUUUGUUGAGAAACCUCCCGUGGAAGCUGUGCGUCGGUCGAGAGUUCUUGGUACAUCUGGCGAGUAUUGUCUCCGCAGCGUCUCGGGACGUGUGAAUCGACUUACCAUGCGAUACAAUUAUGGAACUGAUUGGAGAGAUCAAACAUCAACAUUCUAUUCUCGGCCCACGGAUGUCCAUCAAAAUACCAGUGUCAAUGAAGACCGCCCUGCUCUUCCCUUUUGUAUUGCACCAUGCAAAACAAAUUCACUUGUAGCUAUUGGAGAUGAGGAAGGGGGAAUUCGCUUAUUGGACUCCGCGAAGGAGGAUAAGGUUGGGUUUUCAAAAGCGCACGUAUCGUUCCGUGCACAUGGAAAUUCUAUAAUGAACCUCGAAUUUUCCUCCGAUGACCUGCUUCUGGCAACUGCUGCUGGCGACCAAACGACACUCAUCUUCGACAUGGUCGCCCAGAAACCGAUUCAUUGUUUGUCGAAUCAUACGUCAUCAGUGAAGCACGUACAAUUUCAACCAGCAUCCAACAACAAAAUGCUUGCGACAUGCAGCCGUGACGGUACCGUAAAUAUUUGGGACCUACGAUGCAAAGGUCAUGAAAACCCUUCCAUGCAGAUUCACUGUGCUCUUGAUUCAGAUGGCGACUCUUCGGCAUCACCGCCCACGGUCAACUAUCCCCAACCCUUGAGGACCAUUCAUGAUGCCCAUGCGUUCAUGUCGAGAAGUUCAAAGCUGGCGGCUGUCCAGAAACAGGAUAGUCACUUCAGCAGAGAGAACGUCACAGUAACUUCUCUUUCGUUCCUACCAGCAGGUCGUGAAAACCUGUUCGUGACGGCAUCCGAGGCUAAUGCAUGCAUCAGACUGUGGGAUAUGCGUACAUCUUACAAUAUCCGCAGAGGAAGCCCAGCUCCCUUGUCUACCACACGCGAACCGGAUAGCCAUGUCAACCACAGAUCUUACGGCGUGACUUCAUUGGUAUUGAAUGGAGAUGGCUCGAGAUUAUAUAGCCUUUGCCGUGACUUGGCUGUAUAUGCCUACUCGACCUCACACUUGGUCCUAGGCAGUUCUCCAGAUCUAGCGCUAAACAACGACCGGCCUAGGCGUACCGGAGGCCCCGACAAGGAAGGCCUAGGACCGCUGUACUGCUUCCGUCAUCCUCGGCUCCAGGUAUCAACAUUCUACGUCAAGGCUGCGCUACGAUCAGCCAAGGAUGACAAAUCUGAAAUGCUUGCUGUUGGAAGCAGCGAUAACUGCGCCAUUCUGUUCCCUACAGAUGAACGAUUUUUGUCGCUGUCUCAGCCGGCCGUGCAGACACAGACAGAUCUGCCGCCUACUGUUCGGCCUCCUCUUGUACGGUCUGGUCUUCGACGAACUAACUCGGAUAUGUCGUUCUCCGGCAGACCAGAAAGUUCAAUCCCUACGUAUCGAUCAGGAACUCCUCUUGUCGGGGGUCACAUGAAGGAGGUUUCGGCUGUGGCAUGGACGUAUGACGGCGAGUUAGUCACAGUUAGCGAUGACUACAGUGCCAGAUGCUGGCGUGAAGGGCCUGAUGCGCGCGAUUUACGUACCGGAGGUGAAACGGAUGGUCGACGCUGGGGCUGUGGUUGGGCCGACACCCCAGACUCUUACGAUGAUGACGAAGAAUGAGUAAAUUUUCCAGGGGCAUACACAGAUGAGCGUUGUGUCUUGUCUUUUACUAUUUUCUAUACCCAACAUACUGCUCAUUUUGCAUAGGAACUUUUCCACUUGGGAGCCCUAUAUAGAGCGGCAUUGCGAUGGCGUUCUCUUCGGGCUUGAUUACAUGUUAGGCGUAUUGUGGGUUUAUGUUUUUCAAAAUGGCAUGCAUAGUUCUGUUACCGCUGUAUACUUAUAAUUGUUCUGUCUAUUGGUGUGCAAUGUUGUUCCGUCGUAACCGGUAUACAAAGUUAGCAUUACACUUUAGGUGAUGAGGGCGAACAUCAAACCCUACUACGAUUAUAGCAUCUAUACAUGUCCAUG
Molecule: messenger RNA, 2532 nt
Organism: Talaromyces stipitatus ATCC 10500
Lineage: Eukaryota; Fungi; Ascomycota; Eurotiomycetes; Eurotiales; Trichocomaceae
Product: WD repeat protein
Exons: 3
Coding region: 1-2181 (726 amino acids)
Biological process (GO): proteasome-mediated ubiquitin-dependent protein catabolic process
Cellular component (GO): nucleus
Molecular function (GO): protein-macromolecule adaptor activity; protein binding
Source: RefSeq, a predicted model, not a curated record